Miscanthus lutarioriparius is the source of this 1653-nucleotide messenger RNA. NCBI's taxonomy places the organism in Eukaryota, Viridiplantae, Streptophyta, Magnoliopsida, Poales, Poaceae. The record is from the annotation of a GenBank genome assembly.
AUGCCACCGGACGACAACGCCGCGGGGGGCACGGGCAUGGGCGCGGACAUCGCGGCGGACGAGCUGCAGAGCCUGAGCUUCGGCUCCUCCUCGGACCGCUCGCGCUCGCGGUCCGCCUCAACAGUCUCCACCGCGACAGCGUCCUGCUCCACCUCCUCGUCGGGGCCACUCCACCACCACCUCUCGCUCCCGCCCCCUCCCUCUCGCCGCGCCCCCACCACCCCCGCCUCCACUACCUCCGCCACCACCCUCCCCACGCAGAUCCCGCGCCUCGGCGCCGUCGCCCUCUCCGACAUCCGCUUCCUGCGUCGCCUCGGCGCCGGCGACAUCGGCAGCGUGUACCUGGCCGAGGUCAGGCCACCCGCCGCCGCCGCCAAGGCGGAGGACAAGGAGAAGGACAAACACCCGCCGCCGCCGCUGGUGGUGGCCGCCAAGGUGAUGGACCGGAAGGAGCUGGAGGGCCGCAACAGGAGGGCCGCGCCCGCACGGAGCGCGAGAUCCUGGAGGCCGUCGACCACCCGUUCCUGCCCCGCCUCUACGGCGUCGCGGAAGGGGACCGCUGGUCCUGCCUCCUCACCGAGUUCUGCCCCGGCGGCGACCUCCACGUCCUCCGCCAGCGCCAACCGCACCGACGCUUCUCCGAGGCCGCCGUCAGUGGGGCACGUGCUGCCUGCUGCUACGGCCGCUCCAUCGAUUGCACGCGUGCGUGUCUACUUGCUCCCCCCGCCACGCCUGCCACCAGUAAGUGCAGCCGGCAGGCGGCAGGGGCAGUUCUACGCGGCGGAGGUGGCGGCGGCGCUGGAGUACAUCCACAUGAUGGACAUCGUGUACCGCGACCUCAAGCCGGAGAACGUCCUGGUCCGCGCCGACGGCCACAUCAUGCUCACCGACUUCGACCUCUCCCUCAAGUGCGACCCCACGGCGCCGACGCCCGCGCACGUCAUCUCCGACCCGCUCUCCCUCGCCGCCCGCCCCGCCACCUCCACGUCCUGCGCCAUCUCCUCCUGCAUCGUCCCCGCCGCCUCCUGCUUCCAGCUCUUCCCGGGCCGCGGGCGCCGGCGCCGGCGCUGGCGCGUCAAGAAACCGUCGUCGACGUCGAGCGGCGGCAACAGCAGUGGUGGCAGCGGGCUGGAGCUGGAGUUCGUGGCGGAGCCGGUGGAGCUGCGGUCGAUGUCGUUCGUGGGCACGCACGAGUACCUGGCGCCCGAGAUCGUGUCCGGGGAAGGGCACGGCAGCUCCGUGGACUGGUGGACGCUGGGCGUCUUCGUCUUCGAGCUCCUGUACGGGGUCACGCCCUUCAAGGGCUACGACAACGAGAUGACGCUGGCCAACAUCGUGGCGCGCGCGCUCGAGUUUCCCCGGGACCCCGCCGUGUCGUCGGCCGCCAGGGACCUCGUCACCGCGCUGCUCGCCAAGGACCCCGCCCGCAGGCUCGGCGCCACCGUUGGCGCCGCCGCCAUCAAGCGCCACCCCUUCUUCGCCGGCGUCAACUGGGCGCUCCUCCGCUGCGCCACGCCGCCCUACGUGCCGCCGCCCUUCAGCGUCGCCAACAAGGCUGGUGGUGGCGGGAGCAACGGCAAGGGUGACUGCGGCGACGAUGACGGCGACGUGUCGGACGAUAGUUGUCCUGGCACGCCCGUGGAGUACUACUAG